Messenger RNA from Xylona heveae TC161, 2945 nucleotides. RefSeq lists its product as hypothetical. Gene Ontology annotation, molecular function: DNA binding; nuclease activity. The transcript has 3 exons. Gene Ontology annotation, cellular component: nucleus; Holliday junction resolvase complex. The record is from RefSeq and is a predicted model, not a curated record. Bases 267 to 2873 code for a protein of 868 amino acids. Gene Ontology annotation, biological process: resolution of meiotic recombination intermediates; double-strand break repair; replication fork processing. NCBI's taxonomy places the organism in Eukaryota, Fungi, Ascomycota, Xylonomycetes, Xylonales, Xylonaceae.
ACUGAGUGUUGCUGUCAUUGGUUGUCUUCUGAUUGCUUUAUAUUUUUGCUUCGUUAGGGUUUCACGUGCUUCUGUCGUGUUCCUCUUUCUUUUCAGUUUCUAUCCUCAGCACUUGCUUUUCCUUUCGAACCUGAGUAUUUGCUUUUCCUUUUAUCCUGAAUAUCUGAUGUCAUCGGUUAUCUUCUUUGUUUCUUGUUCUUGUAUUACGGGGCCAUCACUCCGGCAAAGUUUGGUGUCAGGGUGUCAUGAGGAUAGUCUGAGACAUAAUGCCGCCUGCAGAUGUGUUUAUUGACCUGACGAGCGAUGACGCGCCUGGGAAUGGAGCUAGUGCUGUUGGGUUGACACCGGGGAUAGCGAGACCUGAGGAAAGGGCGGAGCAGGGAAGAGAAGAGUGGCGAUAUAAUGAUGGAGAUGGUGUAAGAGAAGAACAAUUGCCUGCAGUGGCGUCCAAAACCACGAAUCAUGCCGCUGCACCAUUAUCACGGAGGACGAUAGGCUUGGAUAGUGAUAGCGACAUUGAGAUUCUGGGCUCUGAAGGAGUUGGUCCAAAUAAGGACACCGGGGCCUGCGAACCAGUCACGCUUAACGAUGGCGAUGAAAACGACGGCAAUGGGAGUUUACGUACAUAUGGCGAGACUGCGGCCGGACUGCAUAGAACGAACCCAAGCACCCAGGCUUCUGUCGAGAUUAUACCGCAGAGCUCGAUGAAUAUUGAACAAUCACAUCCGGCAAGAAAGAGCUCACCUCCGGUUUCAUAUUCCGCGCCGGCAGGGGUUAUUAUCCUCUCAGACGACUUCCCCAGCAGCGUCAACUUUGACGAUAGCUGGAUGCCAAGCGAGCAAAGGUCGCCCAAGAGACGAAAACUAAGCCCGUCGCCUUUUCAUUCAGACGAGCUGGAUAUGGGUUUAUUGACUGGACCAAGGAGGACGAGUACUGCUGAUAAAGCAGCAAAGCAAACCGUCAAUACGGACCGUAAUGACGUGCAACUACCAGAGCAGGAGCACCCUAUAAGAGAUGUCGAGAAUGCAAAACAUAAGUCAUCCACUGCGGCAAGCAAAGCUCCGCUUGAAUUUUCAGAUCCCAUCAUUUUCACGUCCUCGCCGGGCGAUUUACCUGCUGCCCUCCCGACGAGUCGAAGACAACCCGCCGUCACGGAGAAUGUCAUUGUGGAGGAAGACAAUGAGAACGACGAUGAUGACAUUCCGCCUUUAUCUACCAUUACCAAUGCAGUCCUCCCUCCACGGCCUAGAGGGCCAGCGCGAUUCUCUCGUACCAUAUCUGCACCAUGCGCAUUUUCAAGUCUGGAUAAAUACGGACCAGCAUGGCGCACGGAAAAUUCAUACCCAGACACACAUCCCCAGUUGUAUAUAGACGACAAGAUCCCAACAGACGGCUACGACGACGACGACGAUAUUGUAACAGCAAGGCCAAAACCAACUAAGAGAAAACCCCAAACCACAUCAAUCUCAGCCUCCACCUCCACAUCUGCCGCGGCAUUAAAACGCGCCAAAGCCCGAGAGGCAGACCGCCUGCGCAAAGCACGCGAAAAAGAAGCCGAAAAGGAACGCAAACAGCGUCUCAAGGAAGAUAAAGCGCGGGAAAAGCAAAAAGCCCUUGACCUCGCACAAGUCAAUCGCGCAAAGACGGAUAAGAAGAUCUCCACGCCUGAAAUGAUCGUCGACCUGCCGUCCUCCAUGGCCGGGACGUCCGUCGAUACUCAAGUACGGGAAUACAUGAAGAACCUGCAAGUCGAGACAGCCACGCACAUCAGCAGCGUGCCAAACGUGGUCAAGUGGCGCAGAAAAGUCGUGGCGCGGUUCAAUGAGGAAAUGGAUCACUGGGAGCCUAUGCCUCUACAAGUCCAUGCCGAGAAGCAUGUUCUGUGUGUGCUACCUGCUGCGGAGUUUGUCGAUUUAGCUACCUCUGUGUCAUUAGCUACAUCUGUUUCUGAACCGGGCGGUAUCAGUGCUGGCCCUGAAACACGUCAAAGUGCGGGUUUAAAUGCAGUUGGUACCGUCAUCGACAGUACAUAUAACAAUAAUGAAGACGAAACACCCUCGACGACCGUCUCGCUGGAAACACACGUCCGCACGCUCAAAGCCGCAUAUCCCGGCUGCAAACCAAUCUAUCUCAUUGAGGGACUCACGGCGUGGAUGCGAAAGAAUAAGAAUUUGAGAAAUAGAGCCUACCAGGCUGCUGUGCUGAGGCAGAUGGAUGAUGAUAUGUCAACUACAUCCGCAACUGAUGGCGCUGCUCUGGCGUCAGUGUCAUUAGGCUCAGGUGUAGAUCCGGUUUCUGUUUCGGGUCCUGGUUCGGGUUCUGGUUCGGGUUCCGGCUCAGGUUCAGCAGCAGCAGCAGCAGCGCGAAGACGAGCAGCACAACCCCGAAAAAGAAAAACCCAAGUCAUCAUCGAUGAGGACACAAUAGAGGACGCACUCUUGCGGCUGCAAAUCCUGCAUGAAUGUCUCAUUCAUCAUACUGCCGUUCCGAACGAGACUGCAGAGUGGAUUGUCAAUUUUACGCAGCAUAUCAGUACCAUUCCCUAUCGUACACAGCGAUCGACCCUAAAUACGUCCUUCUGCAUGGACGUCGGACAGGUCAAGACGGGCGAAGACAAAUUCGACACCUUCAUCAAGAUGCUGCAGGAGAUUGUCCGCGUUACGGCGCCCAUAGCGUACGGGAUCGCAGCGGAGUAUCCUGAUGUCAAGAGUUUAAUGGGCGCGUUUAAGCGCCUGGGCCCGCUGGCGUUGCGGGAUUUGGCGAAAUCUGCGAAUCGGUCAGGAGGGUUCACGUCUGCGCGAAUAGGGCCGGCGAUAAGUCGUCGACUGUAUGCGGUGUUUAUGGGCACGGAUCCGGAUAGUAAUGAUGUUUAGCACUUGAGGUUCAUGAAGGAUUGGUCACGGAGUCAUGGAAAAGGGGUAUUUCCAAGAUUUAAUAAUUCGGGC